Messenger RNA from Penaeus indicus, 681 nucleotides. RefSeq lists its product as uncharacterized. Bases 55 to 636 code for a protein of 193 amino acids. The transcript is spliced from 2 exons. Lineage: Eukaryota; Metazoa; Arthropoda; Malacostraca; Decapoda; Penaeidae. The record is from RefSeq and is a predicted model, not a curated record.
GCUACACUUGUAAUAGGUUCUUCCGAAGCAGUAAAAGAUAAAUAAUAAAAAGACAUGGCAGCUCAACGUCCGCUGGUGAUGUUGGCAGCGAUGAUGGCCAUGGCGUACAUGGCGGCGGCAGAUGGCCAUGGCAGUGGAGGAGGUGGAGGUGGAGGUGGAUAUGGUGGUAGCGGUGGAGGAGGUGGUGGAGGCGGGGGCCAUGGAGGCGGUGGAUUCGGAGGUGGUGGAUUUGGCGGAGGCAGCGGCGGCGGCAGCGGUGGAUAUAGCGGAGGAAGUGGAGGCGGAGGCGGUGGAUUUGGCGGUAGUGGAGGUGGAGGCCAUGGGGGCGGUGGAUUUGGUGGCAGCAGCGGCGGUGGUGGCGGUGGAUACGGUGGAGGCAGUGGAGGCGGAGGCGGUGGCAGUGUAGUUGCCGGUAUUCUGGUUGGCAGUGGAACUCUCUCGGGUGGAGGCGGUGGUGGUGGCGGCGGCGGCUACGGAGGUGGAAGCGGAGGCGGUUUUGGUGGAGGAAGCGGAGGUGGAUUUGGUGGGGGAAGUGGAGGUGGUUUUGGAGGACACGGAGGCGGCAGUGGAGGUGGCUUUGGAGGACACGGAGGCGGCAGCGGAGGUGGCAGCGGUUCAGGCGGAUACGGAGGGUAAAAGGAGCUAACUGUUAAUUGGAAAUCAAUAAAUAUAUUUACAUUA